Pieris macdunnoughi is the source of this 2124-nucleotide messenger RNA. The record is from the annotation of a GenBank genome assembly. Lineage: Eukaryota; Metazoa; Arthropoda; Insecta; Lepidoptera; Pieridae.
AUGGUGUUUUUAGAACAGCUGGAAGGAAUUUCCAAAGUAGCUUUACGAUUUCUCUGCCCCUGCAUUUGGUUUAUUUUCUCUGAUCGACAUAAAGGAACAUUUAAAUGUUUGACAGCAUUCAUAUUAGGUUUCUGCCUUGGGCAGGCUUACUUCCAUUAUUUAUUAAAGUUUAUUUUGCCCAACACAAUUGGUCUUUCGCUGGGAUUAAUAAUAAGUGUAUUUUUAGGUAUAGGAAACGCAAUAUCAAUUCAAAUAAGAUGUAUUUCUGUACUUUUACUGCCGAUGUACUGUGGGAAAGCUGGGAGAGGUAUAUUAAAGGCUUUUGUGCUUGCAUACGUCGUUGCAGGUCCUAUAACAAAUAUGGCUUUUAAUGCGAAAGAAGUGGUUCGCGUCUUUGCCUGUAGCACCCAGCUGUCAUGUAAUAUCACAAGAAUAAAAUACAAUUUUAUAGCUAAUCCAUUCAGAAGGGCGCUGCUGAGUAUGAACCCUGAAACAGAUGAAUUCAAAGGUACGUUAAGGUCUAUUAGAGACAUUGUAAAUCCUAUAGAAAUCGAACUGGAGAACAGUAUAGAAAUUCAGGAUACGAAAGUGGAGAAUGAUAUUGUCGACGACAUGUUCUAUUUUCGACAUAAAUCUGAUCAAAUUCAGGAGAAAUACCGGAUAUCUGCCAAAGACCCUGAACCAAUUCAAUAUUGGAAGAAAUACGUACAAAAGAUAGAACUACGCUGUCAAAGACAAAUUGACCACGCAGUUAUCUACUGUAUGCGUAUAUUUUCUUCUUCAUAUAAUAUUUGCUAUAGCAUUUUACCGAUACAUGCUGGUAUCGUGUGCUGGCCAUUGAUGCUUCAAAAUGCUUGUCAUAUUGACCGUUAUCUUGGUUCUCUUUGCAAAUAUGAGGUGCUGUUAGAUCCCGGACUGGGAGAAGGUUAUAUGUAUUUGAAGAAAGCUUCGGUCACAUUUAUUGAAAAUCUUAAUGACGUCAACAUAUCCGUGCGAGAAAUUGUUGAAAAUGAUCCGCAUUGUCGACUAGCUAAAGAGAGCGCAGAACAAUUAAUUGAUGCAUUUAAAGAAAAAUACAGUAUAAUGCAAGAAGCUAUUCUAGUAGUAAAUGUUUGUUUGGUUCUUCUCUUUCUACGACUUGUGACGUCGGCGCAAAGUUACCACGACCUAUAUUUAACUAAUAUCGAUUAUGACAAUGUGUAUAUAACUGGAUACUUUAAGAGGAUUGAUCAGAGGCGUAGAAAUAAACAUAAGUGUACGUUACUACCCUUAAAAAAGAUGGAAAGAAAUCGUUAUAUAGACGUCUACCUAACGUCAUACAUUCCGUCUGAACGUAGCAAAAUUUUCACCCAGAUCUUAAAGCUAACCCUGGAAGCUAUAACGGCAACAACAUUCGUGAUGCUGGACCGUCUCUUCUACGAAGCCUUGGAUGUGGUCCGGCAGUACGCAGACUCGGAACAUUAUGGGAUUGGAGAUUUGGAUGUUCUGGUGGAAGGAAAAGGAUUCCUUGCAAGCAUGGUUCGUAAAGUUAUCGAUGGUUUGGGUAAAGUGAACACAAGUUCAAUAUGCUUAUCCAACAAGGAAUGUCUGCCGCAGCCCCAUGCAAUAUUGCCAAGCUAUUACUUUAAAAUAUAUGGAGGAUAUUUGUGGAUAUUAGCGCUAUUGUAUUUAAAUCCUUACACAUUGAGAUUACGAAGACUAAUCUGUGGUUUUUUCUACCCACACCGCGAGAAACAGAGAAUAUUGCAUCUUUACAACGAUAUUCUCAAAAAACGUUUAAGAAUGCAGAAAACACUACGUAAAAAAGCCGUGCAAGCAGUGAGGGCUCACUAUCUGUCGGGAGAAAAUCUUCUUAGUUUAAGGAUAAGGUUCCCACAGCUGCUGGGAUGGCUGGGAGCUUUACCCCUCGCGAGGAUGAAGUGUCUUAUAUGCGAAGAAAUUGAACCAAAUUUGAAAAAACGUUGUGAUAAGAGCUGGCAUAACUGUUCCAGCAUUAGGUGUCCGUUCGUAUACUGCGAUGAGUGCUGGAAGGACGUUGGAAGCAGUUGCCUGGCCUGCGACCCAGCUCUUAAUGAGCUCAGUGACGUUGACUCUUUGAGUGACGAUCAGCCUCCGAGAUACUAA